CCACCGUUCACUUUCGAAUCAUCACCACCACGCCCCGCAAAUGCAUCAUCCUCAUACCCCGACAGACUCUGUGGAAUCAAAAUGGAACUUGGGACAACAGAUUCAUUGUGGAAAAAUGUUGAUGCAACAACAUCUUCUGAUUACAUUAUGCCGGAUCUUCGAACCUUUCAACAAAAUGCAGCUUCUGAUAACAGAAAUAACACUAAUUUUCUAACGAAUUAUAAUUUUUCACCGGGAAAAUGGCCCAAUUCGAAGUUGCAGGAAAGCCCAAUUAAAAGUGAUCUUAUUCGUACGCUGGCAGCGACAUCGAACAAUGCUGAAAAGAAUCACGUGAACAAGCAUUUGAAACCAACGGCACCAUCUUUACCGCUGCUACCACAUGAAUGUCUAUAA
Gongylonema pulchrum is the source of this 393-nucleotide messenger RNA. NCBI's taxonomy places the organism in Eukaryota, Metazoa, Nematoda, Chromadorea, Rhabditida, Gongylonematidae. The record is from the annotation of a GenBank genome assembly.